This is a messenger RNA of Manihot esculenta (cassava), 996 nucleotides long. Its product is annotated as dynamin-related protein 4C-like. The record is from RefSeq and is a predicted model, not a curated record. Gene Ontology annotation, molecular function: microtubule binding; GTPase activity; GTP binding. NCBI's taxonomy places the organism in Eukaryota, Viridiplantae, Streptophyta, Magnoliopsida, Malpighiales, Euphorbiaceae. The coding region runs from base 1 to 996 and encodes 331 amino acids. Gene Ontology annotation, cellular component: cytoplasm; membrane; microtubule. The transcript is spliced from 2 exons.
AUGGUGGGUAUUCCAGUUCUGGCUCAAAAACUGUCUCAAAUUCAAGCAACUAUCAUAGCCAGGUGCUUGCCAGAUAUAGUGAGAAAUAUUGAUGACAAGCUAAAAGCAAGCAUUUCAGAGCUGAAUAGGAUGCCUAAGACCCUUGCUUCUCCAGCUGAAGCCAUGGCAGCUUUCAUGGGUAUUGUUGGAUCAGCCAAAGAGUCUCUCAGGAAAAUACUUAUCAGAGGAGAGUUUGACGAGUACGUUGAUGAUUAUCAUAUGCAUUGCACUGCUAGAUUGGUAGAAAUGCUCAAUCUUUACUCAGAUGAACUUCAUAAAUGCUCUGAAAGUGACCCUAGGACGAACUUCCUGGUGGAGGAGAUUCGUGUUCUGGAGGAAGCCAAAGGGAUUGAACUGCCAAAUUUCCUUCCUCACACUGCCUUCCUCAGUAUUCUGCAGAGAAAAGUUGAGGGGAUAUCAAGAAUGCCUAUCCAUUUCUUUGAAAAAGUGUGGGCUUACAUUGAAAAAAUAGUUCAAAUGGAGAAGAUGACAGAUUACACUUGCAGUCCUGAAUACAUGAAUGAAUGGAACAAGCUCAUGGGCCAACUGGAUACAUUUAAGAAUAGAAUCCUGACAUAUGGGUAUUCUAAGGCAGAGAUUGCAGGUAUUGGAGAGGUUGACGCUGGGAAUAUCAGAGAACAUCAGAAUGUUCUGCACCAAGCUUUUGACCUGAAGAUGAAAAUGACAGCUUACUGGAAGAUUGUAUUGAGGAGACUGGUUGAUUAUAUGGCUCUGCAAUUGCAGUUCAGCGUUCAAAAUCUUGUGAACAAAGAGAUGGAAAAGGAGAUCGUUAGCGAGUUGAUGAGCAGUCACGGAGGUGCAGUAGAAACAAUGCUGGAGGAAUCGCCCUCAGUUGCUGCUAAACGUGAGAAGCUGAACAUGAGCAUCAAGUUGCUUGGAGAGUCCAAGAAGGUUUUGGGAAAUAUCAUGGACAAGAUUGCUACCUAUAAUGAUUAG